This is a messenger RNA of Amphimedon queenslandica, 1499 nucleotides long. RefSeq lists its product as uncharacterized. NCBI's taxonomy places the organism in Eukaryota, Metazoa, Porifera, Demospongiae, Haplosclerida, Niphatidae. The record is from RefSeq and is a predicted model, not a curated record. The transcript is spliced from 8 exons. The coding region runs from base 18 to 1472 and encodes 484 amino acids.
AUUAGGUGCUCUAUGGUAUGCAGAACCUCUUUUUAGAGAGUAAAAAAGAAAAAGAAAUUUUACAAGAGAAGAUGUCAUUAUUGAAAGGUCAACUGUUUGAUAAAGAAAAAGAAACUGAAGCAUUAGCAGAAGACAUUAAAUUAUUGAAAUCAAAGUUACACCAAUCAGGUCACACUUCAACUGAUACCUGGCAUGAAGAAUCACAGCAUGAAGAAGCAACUGCUCCAAUACCUUGUACUGAGAUUAGUUCAGACUUAAAUACUAAAGUGGUAAUUUCCCGUACUGGUAUAAAGAGUGCAGCAUAUGUUGGACUGAUUUUUUAUGAGGAGAAGAGAGCUAAAAAUUUAGUCUAUUUUACUGCUGCUAAAGAUCUUACUGCACUACUUGAAUUUAUUCACAAGAAGCACUCUCAAGCUGAAGUUGGGCCUGCUAUUCCAUUUCAGUUCAAAGAUGAUGUUGGAUAUAUUGAAUUGAAGUUUGAUGCUCCACAAAAGAAGCCUUACACUGGAUGGAGUAUUGAGCCUCAUGUUGAGCCUUGUAGAUUGUAUCGUCAUGAUGUUGAUAAGUUUGGUGAUACUUGGUAUUCUAUUCCUCCAUAUUGUCUGGUAUCAGUCUAUGGAUCACCUGGUGCUGUACCAUCACUACAUUACUCUGUACCACUGGAUGGAGUGGCUGAUCCUGUUACAUUAUACAUUGAUAGAUCACUGAUGAGAACUGCUCCUUCUCCUCCUUCAACAAUACAAGGUACUAGCUCAAGCUCCUCUACUGCUAUCAGUCAAACUAGGAGAGAGACUGAAGAAGGUACAUUUAUAUAUAGAUCUGAUAUUGCCUAUAAAGUAAUGAUAGAAUGUGCUUCAUUAAUAAAGGAUUGUGGGAUUGAUACUCACUUCUUGGUUGACAAGUUGUUGGAACAUAAGAUUAUCAAUGCAAGAGAGAAGAGAAGCCUAACUGAUGGCUACACUACACAAACUGCUGGCAAAAGGUGGGAUGAUUUGCUCCUCAUCAUUUCAAGGUCCAUUAGAGUAGAUGGAGAAGUAUUUGGUAUAUUCUUAGACAUACUGAGAGAGGAAGGUACUAGAAGAACUAUUGCACUAGCUGAUAAAUUGCUACAAAAGUAUAAUGCUCCUGACCAACUUCAAUUUGAUGUUGGUACAUUUAGGUCUGAUAUUGCCUAUAGAGUAAUGACAGAAUGUACUACAAUGAUAAAGGAUUAUGGGAUUGAUAUUCACAUCUUAGCUGAAAAUUUGUUGGAACACAAUAUUAUCAAUGCAAGAGAGAAGAGAGAAAUAACUGAUGGCUACACUACACAAACUGCUGAUGAAAGAAUGGAUGAAUUACUCCACAUCAUUUCAAGCUCCAUUAGCAUGGAAGGAGAAGUAUUUGGUAUAUUCUUAGAUAUACUCAGAGAGGAAGGUACUAGAAGAACUAUUAAACUAGCAGAUAGACUAAUGGAUAAAUAUAAUAAUUUUUAGAAUAAUGAUGUGCUUGAGAUAAGAAUG